This is a messenger RNA of Lactuca saligna, 537 nucleotides long. The record is from the annotation of a GenBank genome assembly. Lineage: Eukaryota; Viridiplantae; Streptophyta; Magnoliopsida; Asterales; Asteraceae.
AUGCAUGUUUUAAAGAGGAUAUCAGUCGAAUCGAAACUUUUCAUAAAGCUAAUUCCAAUCGCCAAGGGUUUCCAUUUCUCUCUCAUUUUUUCCGGCGACAAUCACGAAGCAUUUUCCGGUGAAUUUCAGUGCAUCCCACUUCUUCCGCCGGAGGGAUUUGCAGCUUCUUACCGGGUUUCAGUUGCUCCACCGGCGACUAUCACCACCUCAGCUCGCCACAGUUUCCGACGAACUUCUCCACCGGCUAAGGUGCGAGAUUUCUCUAAUCUUCAACUUUUAGAACCACCACAUCAACGCCACUGUUGCCGUCUGUCUCCAUCGAUGUCAACUGUCUCCGGCGAUAUCCACCGUCUCCGACGAACUUCUCCACUGGCUCCACUGUUUUCAGCUCUACAACCACAGGAUGUGAAUGUUAAUGUUUUUCUCCAAAACCCGACGUUUAUGACGGUAAUUGAAGAUAUUAUGCGCUCAUUUAGCAAACAAGUCGACAAUGCGACCAACAACAACGAUGAAAACGAUGAUGGGGAAGACGAUUAG